This is a messenger RNA of Malaya genurostris, 2435 nucleotides long. It is a transcript of the gene Pdi, whose product is annotated as protein disulfide-isomerase. Gene Ontology annotation, biological process: response to endoplasmic reticulum stress; protein folding. Gene Ontology annotation, cellular component: endoplasmic reticulum. Lineage: Eukaryota; Metazoa; Arthropoda; Insecta; Diptera; Culicidae. Gene Ontology annotation, molecular function: protein disulfide isomerase activity. The record is from RefSeq and is a predicted model, not a curated record. The transcript has 4 exons. The coding region runs from base 187 to 1680 and encodes 497 amino acids.
GGUACUUCGUUGAUGUUAAUAUUCGGCCAAUCGUGGCUUCACACGAACGUAAACUUGCCACGUCCAGGUUUUCCCGUUUUGUGGCAGUCAUUAAACAUCGAAAACGGUGUUCGCAAGUCGAAGUCUCGUUCAGUAGUCGGCUGGUCGUGAAUAGCAUUAACGAUAGGAUUAGGAAUACGAUACAGUAUGCGUGUAGCUACUUCGUUAGGUUUGGCCUUGUUUGUCGCCGGAUGUGUUCUUGUGGCAUCUGAGGUGGAAGUCAAAACUGAGGAUGAUGUGCUUGUGCUGACGAAGGACAAUUUUCAAAAAGUGAUCGACGAAAACGAGUUUGUUCUAGUGGAGUUUUAUGCACCAUGGUGCGGGCACUGUAAAGCUCUAGCUCCUGAAUAUGCUAAAGCAGCAACGGCUCUGGCAGAGAAAAAAUCCAGUAUCAAAUUGGGUAAAGUUGAUGCCACCGAAGAGCAGGAAUUAGCCGAAAAACACGGAGUACGAGGGUACCCGACGUUGAAGUUCUUCCGUAGCGGAACUCCCAUUGAGUACAAUGGAGGGCGUGAGAAGGAUACCAUCAUAUCUUGGUUGGAAAAAAAGACUGGCCCGUCAGCCAAGGAACUGGAAACGGUUGCGGACGUUGAAGCAUUCCUAGAGGAGCUUAAUGUUGCCGUUGUAGGUUUCUUCAAGGACCGUGAAUCUGAUGCUGCUAAGGCUUUCUUGGCUACCGCCAAUGCCGUUGAUGAUUAUGCUUUUGCCAUCACGUCUAGUGAUGAGGUAUACGCCAAGUAUGAAGCUAAGUGCGGUUCAGUCGUCUUGUUCAAGAAGUUUGAUGAAGGCAAGGCAGUGUUUGAAGGCGACAUUAGUGAGGACGCUCUCAAGAAAUUCAUCGCAGCUCAGGCUUUACCUUUGAUUGUUGACUUUAGUCACGAAACCGCACAAAAGAUUUUCGGAGGAGAAAUAAAGAACCAUUUACUCUUCUUUGUGUCGAAGGAAGCUGGACACAUCGAAAAGUAUAUCGACCAAGCCAAGGAAGUAGCAAAGAAAUACCGCGAAAAGAUUCUGUUCGUCACCAUUGAUGCUGAUCAAGAAGAUCAUCAGCGUAUCCUAGAAUUCUUUGGAAUGAAGAAGGAUGAAGUUCCAUCUAUGCGUAUUAUUCACCUGGAAGAAGAUAUGGCAAAGUACAAACCUGAAAGCAAUGAUUUAUCGGCUGAAAAGAUUGAAGAAUUUGUCAAGAAGUUCUUCGAAGGCAAAGUUAAGCAGCAUCUGUUGACCCAAGAAUUACCUGAUGAUUGGGACAAAAAUCCGGUCAAGGUGUUGGUAUCAACUAAAUUCGAUGAGGUUGCCCUCGAUGCCAAUAAAGACGUUUUAGUAGAGUUUUAUGCCCCAUGGUGCGGACAUUGCAAACAACUUGCUCCGAUCUACGACAAACUGGGUGAAAAAUAUGCUGAUUCUGAAUCGAUUAUCAUUGCCAAAAUGGAUGCCACCGCCAACGAACUGGAACACACGAAGAUCAGCUCAUUCCCAACCAUUUAUCUGUAUCGAAAGGGUGACAAUCAGAAGGUUGAGUUCCGAGGAGAACGUACCCUUGAAGGAUUUGUUGAUUUCCUGGAAGGCAAACAGCCUGGGGAUGAUGUGAAAGAGGAAUCCGAUGAAGAAGAAGAAGAGAAGCCUGGCAAGGAUGAGUUGUAAAUCUGUAGAGAGAAUGUAUGUAGUAUGACAAUUGCAAAUAUUAAAAUACACGGAUAGGAACACCUUCAAAAAGUGAAACAAAAACGUAAUUCGUGCAGAAUCCAUAUAACAACAAACUUCACUCUAAGAGACCUACAAAAAUCGGAGUUACCAUCAUCCGAACAUUGUAAAAUAGUCAUGAUCGAACCCUUCCCUUUCCUUUUCUGUUAGGUAAAGGUGAUAGAGUAGAAAUUUAAAUUUGCAAGAGACUGUUUUUAUUUAGUAAUUUGUGCUGUCGGGAUAACCAAAUACCAGCUAUAAAGAUGCAUGCAUAAAGGAAUGGCCUUUCCCAGUUGUGUCGUACAAAACAAGGCGCAUAAAUGGUUCUAAAAUGAAACUUGGGUGAAAAGAGAUGCAUUUUUAAAUGUUAUAUUAACAUUAAAGAAUAAAACAAAUAAAGAAUGAAAGAGUAUAAAAAUGGUUUUUAGCCUUCCAAAAAUCAGCAACACUAAAGGUUUAAUUUCGUUUUGAUAGUGUAUCGAAACAUGAAUUGUUUGAUAUCUUCCCACGGUUUGCAUUGUUGGCAUUUAUUCAGAUCUUCGAAAGGCUCAGCACAAACACAGUACAAUUCUAAAAUAUUAGUUACUUGUUCUUAUACCAGGUUUGAUGUCCAGUUGAUGAAGCCAACGAGUUUGAUGAUCUUCUAAACGAGUUGUAAAUUGGUUAACAUUUAUCAAAGAUUGAUUUUGAAAGGAAAAUAAAGUCAUUGAAAAAUU